Gekko japonicus is the source of this 3944-nucleotide messenger RNA. It is a transcript of the gene RPGRIP1L, whose product is annotated as RPGRIP1-like. Lineage: Eukaryota; Metazoa; Chordata; Lepidosauria; Squamata; Gekkonidae. Gene Ontology annotation, cellular component: photoreceptor connecting cilium. Gene Ontology annotation, biological process: non-motile cilium assembly; retinal rod cell development. Bases 45 to 3761 code for a protein of 1238 amino acids. The transcript is spliced from 26 exons. Gene Ontology annotation, molecular function: thromboxane A2 receptor binding. The record is from RefSeq and is a predicted model, not a curated record.
GUUCAGGAUGGUUUGAAACUCACAACAAUCCUGUGAGCUCCACCAUGUCUGCUGCAGCUGAUGAGACCGCAGAGGACCAGCCUGUGAGGGACGUGGGUCUCAGUCGCCUUCCAAAUGGAGUCCUCCAAGAGGCCCCCGUGGCCCAGAAUGCAAAGGCUCGGCAGGCCGUGUCUCGAAUCAGCCGGGAGGAGCUGGAAGACCGCCACCUUCGCUUGCAGGACGAGAAUCUCUUGCUGAAACAGCAUGCCCGUAAACAAGAGGAUAAAAUCAAGAGAAUGGCCACCAAGCUCAUCCGGCUGGUUAACGACAAAAAAAGAGCCGAUCAGAUCGGGGGCGGCCCCAAGCGGCUGGGCCAGGACGUUGAGAUGGAGGAAAUGAUCGAGCAGCUGCAGGAGAAAGUGCGGGACCUGGAGAAGCAAAACGACGGCCUCCGCAACAGGCUCAUUUCCACCAAGCAGCAGCUUCAGCUGCAGGGGCACCGGCAGGCGCCCUACAGUUACAUUCAGGCCCGCAUCAACACCGGCCUCCGGAAGGCCAAUGAGGGCACCGGAGUCCAGGAGCGUGUCAGAAAAGGCAUGCGAUUGCAGGAUGUGGAUGUCAGAUCUCUGAAAUCUCCCCAAGCCUUGCCCCCCAGAUACGGACAAAGCCUCCUUGAUGACGCAAGAGCCGAGAUAAGAAAUCUGGAGAACGUGGUUGAAUCACAAAGGGCGCACAACGAGGAGUUGGCACGUACGGUAGAAGCACUCGGAAAUGAAAUCAGGAGGAAGGAAGAGGAGUUUGAAGAAUCCCUCCUGCAACUGAAGGAGCAUCAGGCGACAGGCCAGCGGUUAACCAUUCGGGACAAUGUUGAAAUGAUCAGACUCAACAAACAGUUGAUGGAGAAGAGCAACACAUUGUCUGCAGUGGAAGCAAAAUUGCUUCAGCUUCAAGAGAAUCAAAAGAACCUCAAAGCAAGCCACGAUGCUUUAAUGGCUAACGGAGAUGAGCUCAAUCUGCAGCUUAAAGAAGAACGAGUGAGAUGUCUCCACCUUGAGAAAGAGCUGCAGGCCGUGACUUUUUCAAAGCGACGGUUGGAAGAGCUACAAGAAAGAAUUAACGAUUUGGAAAAAGAGAGGGACCUUUUAAAGGAAAACUAUGAUAAGUUAUAUCAAAGUGCCUUUGGCGUGACCAACGACCAGCAGUGGAAGUUGAAGGAGCAUCAGCUGAAACUGCAGAUUGCUCAGCUCGAGGCCGCUCUGAAGUCGGAUCUAGCGGACAAAAACGAGCUCCUGGACAAAAUAAAAGCAGAAAGAGAACAAAAUGAAAAGCUGACGCAGGAGAAUAAAGAUCUGCAGCUACACUAUCUGGAGCAGAAGCAACAGCUGGAUGAACUGAAAAACCGCAUGAAGUUUUUCACCAAGGAGAGCGACAUCGACGUGGCAGAACUCACUGAGGCUCUCCUGCUUCUAAAGGCUCGGCGGCAGCAGGCGAGUGGCAACCUCACGUUUCUGGAGCAGGUCGAUGAAGACAUUCACAAAGACUUGGAACGGUCCAUGCGGGAGCUCCAAGCAACCCACGCAGAAACCAUUCAAGAGCUCGAAAAGACCCGCAAUAUGUUAAUUGUACAGCAUAAAAUUAACAAAGACUAUCAGGCAGAAGUGGAAGCGGUAACAGAGAAGAUGGAGGCGCUGCAGCAAGAUUACGAGUUAAAGUUGGAACAGUACGUCCAUCUCCUUGACGUUAGGGCUACGCGGAUCCGUAAAUUAGAAGCCCAGCUGAAGGAUAUCGCUUAUGGAACCAAGCAGUACAAAUUCAGGCCCGAAAUCAUGCCGGAUGAUCCGGUUGAUGAAUUUGACGAAACCGCCCACUUGGAGCGGGGGGAGAACUUGUUCGAAAUCCACAUCGGCAAAGUGAUAUUUUCCACAGAAGCCGUCAAGGCUUUCCGCGAUCAGGAGCCUGCAACUUUCUGUACCUACUCGUUUUACGAUUUUGAACUGCAGACGACUCCAGUUGUCUGGGGCCUAAACCCAGCCUACAAUUUCACUUCUCAGUAUCUUGUGCGGGUGGAUGACUUCUUUUUGCAGUACGUGCAGAAGAACACUGCCACGCUUGAGGUACACCACGCCUACGGCGUGGACUUUGAAACAGCUGCUGCCUGCCAGCUCAGGUUCCACGAAAUAUUGGAGAAGAACGGCAGAAUCUACGGUUCGGCCAUUUUAGUCGGAGUCGGAGGAGACCUCCAGAACUAUGGCUCCGUGGAAUACUGGGUCAGGUUAAGGGUCCCCAUGGACCAAGCAAUCAGACUCUAUAAAGAGCGGGCGAAAGCUCUGGGAUACAUAACAGCGAACCUAAAAGACCAGCCUUUUAUCUCUCUUUUAAACCAGCCAGUUCUCAGUCCUUCCCAAAUCAACACUUCAGCAGAUGGAAACUUAAACGAGCUCCACAUCACAGUAAAAUGUUGCAGCAAUCUGCAGUGCCGGAAUAGCCACCUCCAACCAAGCCCUUACAUCGUCUACAAGUUCUUUGAUUUCGCGGACCACGACACCGCCAUCAUUCCCAGCAGCAACCACCCACAGUUUGCCGACCACGCAUGCUUCCCGGUGCCGAUGAACGCCGACCUUGACCGCUACCUGAAAUCUGAAUCCUUGAGCCUGUACGUCUUUGAUGACAGUGAGACAGAAGAGGGGGCUUAUAUCGGAAAAGCAAAUGUCCCCUUAAUCUCAUUGGCUCACGACAGAUAUAUUUCAGGUAUCUUUGAACUAACAGAUUACGAGGGCCAUUCCACCGGCACCAUUAGCGUGGAACUAAAGUGGAAAUACGCUUACCUCCCUCCCACCAGUUCAGUCAUGGCGGUGGAUUUGACGAAUUAUAUCCGGAAUGAGAAGCCAGUGAAGGGCCAGGGAGAACCUCCAGUCCUGGCCCCUUCUUUCUCUCCACCAGCAACGAGGCCACAGCCUAAGCCAAGACAGCGGCCAGCUCUGGCGGAGAAGAAAGUGUCUUUUGUAGACGUGGACACGCUGCUGGAUUCGGUGAGUCUUAAAGGUUCUGUUCCCAAACUGUGCAAAACGGUGGCAGACAUUCAAGAGGAAAGCGAGGAUCUUUCUCAGCUCUCCGAAGGACAGUUCGCCGACCAGAGCUCAGCUACUUCCGGAGAAGAAACAGAAAUCACCGAGGAACUGGAACCGGGAGAUCAAGAUGACACACAGGGAACAGAUGCCGUUGAAUCCGCAACAGACAGUGAUGAGUGUGUUGUUCCAAGUAUAGAAUCCCUGAGUCUCAAGCAGACUGCUGAAAAAAUCCGGAUUGAAAUCAUAUCCCUCAGUCUCACAGAAUCCCCGAUCACAGCGGAUAGCACGAUACAGCGGCUCUUUGUGGAGUGCAAGUUCUCCAGUUUCCCGGCCGAUGAAACACCAGUGUCGCUUCCAAAACCCAGGAGCGGGCAGUGGAUCUCCUACAAUUACAGCAAUGUGAUCCGCGUGGAUGAGGCCCAUAACAAAGCCAGGCGAGAUUUCCUCAAGGCCGUGCUUCGAGGAUCCGAGCCAAGCCCUGGAAGCAUACGAUUUACGGUGGUAAGUGACCCUCCAGAAGAUGAACAGGAUCUUGAGUGUGAAGAUAUCGGCUUAGCAUAUGUCAGCCUAAGUGAGAUGUUUCGGAAAGGAAAGGACAUAAUUGAAGAUGACAUCGAUGUGUUUGAUUUGGAAGAUGAUGGGACCGUGAUCGGAAAGCUCAAAAUAACAGUGGAAGCCCUCCAAGCUCUGCGCUCCAUCUAUGAGGAACUCUGAAAUUGGUGGAAGGCUGAAAUACAAGUGCCUCAUCUUAUAGGACGCUGCUUCACCCAGCAUAACCCGCACUAGAGAGCUCGUGGGAAGAUGCUGCGAUAUAUUUAAUGUAUAAUUUAUAUGUAAAGGGUGCAUAAUUUUCAGUUGUAAAGUUUGUAUACUUUUUCGGUCUGUUUUGGUUUACGA